AUGCAUCUAGAAUUUGGCCUAACCUUUCAAUAACUAAACUUUUCCCUCCAAGUUUCUAGAUCUUCAAAAUUAAGUAUUAAAGGAAACGAGUAAAUGCUUGUAAGCUUCUUUGACCAUCUGAAUAAGGCUGUAUUUCCACUGCACAGUCUCCAAGUUCUCUAGCAGAAGGGCCCAGUGUGAUAGGUACCAACUUGCCCCCUUUGCAGUGGCUACCACAUAUGUCCUGGAUACUCAAUGCAGCGACUGCACACCGGCCAGACCCCGGAAGUAGUUGUGGAUUUGGUGACUGAACCAAAUGCCUGAUGAGCUCAGGAACAAGAUUCAGACUGUGCCUGAGGACUAGCAAUCCCCCUCAGCUUCUCACCGCAAGGUGGCUGCAGGCCAGCCCAGAGUUUAGGCCUACUGAGGAAUAACAGCCUGGAGAAUAGAGCUUGAUUCACCCCGUCUCCCAGUGAACACUAAGAAAUGUUCAAGAUUUUGCACAUCGUAAACCAUCAAUGUGGUGGAUUGAAUGUUUGUGUGACCCCCUCCCCCACAAACUUCCUAUGUCGAGACCCUAAGCCCCCAGGCGAGGGUGUUAGGAGAAGGAACCUUUGAGAGGCGAUUAGGUCCCCACGUGGAAGCCCUCCUGAUGGGGCUAGUGUCCGAAUGAGAAGAGAAGUGAUAGAGCCUGCUUCCUUUCUCUCUGCUCGUCAUCCUGUGAAGACGCAGCCAGAGGACAGCCACCUGUGGACCAGGAAGAGGCCUUCACCAGAGCCCAACUGUGCUGGCACGCCGAUCUUGAAUUUCUAGCAUCCAGAACUGAGGAAUAAAUGUUUGUUGUAAGCCACCCAGUCCACGGUAUUUUUGUUAGAGCAGCCUGAGCUAAGACUGAGUCUCUAGAAGGCUGGGCUGGGGAGGGGACGAAGGAGGUGGAAGGAACACAACCCUGUCCCACACAGGAACGGCACAGGUGAGGGGGCCUUCUGCCCCUUGGCAGCGUCCGCAGUCCGCAGGCACGACCAUCGCGGCUUUACCUGUCAACGCAAGGUCUGGCGCCCGCGACCUGCACUUCCACAGCGGGCGCGACCCUAGCUCCUGCUCUGCUCGCCCUCUCCCUGAGUUUCUCAGUCUCCACAGUUAAGCAGUCCUCGCUGCAUGUCCUCUGUGUCUGUGGCCGUCCUUCAGUCACCUCGCAGACCCAUCCGUGACUACUGGGUGGGGCAAAUGCGAUUUCAGAAACUUGGCCUCGCUGGAUUUGAAUAUAAAUACAAAUCGGAGAGGCAGGAAAGCAACGCAGGCGGUUGCCCAGUAGUAAGCUGAGGUGCAGUCAGGACCAGACCCACACCCAGGUCUUCGCGUCUGCACCUGUGUCUACUGUGUGGCCACUUUCCGGGUCACCUGGCAGAUGCCCCGGGCAGCGCCACCAGCCCCUCCUUUCGGUUCCUCCGGAGGCAGGAGGAGGCUGGGGUGGACCCCCAGAAAAUCGCCCUUGUCCACUUUGCAAGACUGUGUGAUUCCUUUUUACUGUCACAGGGACUAAAAACUCUUCUCAAAAGGUCUUUCAGGUGGCCAUGACGUCACAGGCCGUUUCUGAGCAAGUGACUGAGCAGCGGAGUCAGCGAGGCGGUGGGCGCUGCCGCGGGCGGUCCCAGACGGGCCUCGCCGUCCUGUCCCCUGCCUGUGGCGCCCGCUUGGCUGAGGGCCUGCCGGACUUCACGCGGCGGGCUGGUGCGGGGAUACCAGAGACCUGGAGAGAGAGCUGCGGCACUGCCGUCUGCCUUCUUGUGUGGAUGGCCACGGACUGCCAUGGACUGCCAUGGACUGCCAUGGACUGCCACGGACUGCCACGGACUGCCAUGGACUGCCAUGGACUGCCACUGACCGCCAUUCUCCCCUGGCCAAGGAGCAGCAGAGCAUCUCUGGUGAGCUCACGACCUCCUGUGGUGGCAAAGCCACACCAGCCUUUCAUCUGGAGCUGCAGGACUCUCCCAGUGCUGCCCAGGAAGAUGUCAGGCACCUGGUAUUUUCACAACAGCCAACCAAUUUAUUAAUUAAUUAUACUUCAAAUGUUGGGUGCCCCUGUGUGUCAGAUAAUAACAAUGUUACGCCAAUGUGUACAGCUAGUGUUACCGCUCUUGACCGAGGAAAGAACCAAGCAGCACAUGAAAAGUUGGAGAACAGCCUUUAUUCUUCCACAGCAGGCUCAGCACACCUAGUGUUACAGCUCUCUUUGAGCCUUCCAAUCUUCUGACUCUUUCUGCUCCCCUUCCUUGGUUUCUCCUCCUGCUUUGAUACCCUUGGUAGGGCUCAAAAAGCGUCUAAUCAACUACAACCUUUAACAUCCAAUCAACAUCAAGC
Microcebus murinus (gray mouse lemur) is the source of this 2340-nucleotide messenger RNA. NCBI's taxonomy places the organism in Eukaryota, Metazoa, Chordata, Mammalia, Primates, Cheirogaleidae. The record is from RefSeq and is a predicted model, not a curated record.